This is a messenger RNA of Condylostylus longicornis, 4762 nucleotides long. It is a transcript of the gene gry, whose product is annotated as trafficking protein particle complex subunit 11. The transcript has 15 exons. Gene Ontology annotation, cellular component: cytoplasm. The coding region runs from base 116 to 4054 and encodes 1312 amino acids. NCBI's taxonomy places the organism in Eukaryota, Metazoa, Arthropoda, Insecta, Diptera, Dolichopodidae. The record is from RefSeq and is a predicted model, not a curated record.
UUCAGGUGCGAGGGUUGUAAUCUCUAUUUUAUUUUAUUUUAUUUUCUGAAAAUAAUUUCUUAAUUUGAAUUAAUUUUCAGUAUUCAUUUAAUUCUAUAUAUAAUAUAUAUAUUAAAUGGAUACAACUGCUCUACCUAGUGAACUUCUAGUUCCCCCGCAACCUUUAAUAGGUUUUUGUGGUUUAGAUAUUAUAAAAAAUUCUGUACAUAAAUCAAUAUGGGAUGCAUUUAAUAAUAAUAGGAAAACUAAUGGUGCUGCUGUUCAAUUUAAAGUAAUUCCAUCAAAUUAUGAAUUUCCUAUUGUUAAACCAAAAAGAGCUAGCUAUGAAUGGUAUCAUCCUAAAGGUAUUUUAAAAAGAAAUUGGAUGCUAAAACAUUUGCAUGUAAUACCAGCUGUAAUAGUAUUAUUUCAAGAUAUUGAAUGGAAUGAUUCAGAUUGGUCUGAAAAGCAAUUACAAUGUGCCUCAUUAAUACAAACUUUAAAGCACAGUAUACAAGAUAGAAAUACACGUUUAUCAUUAGUUUUAAUACAAAAAGCAGCUCCAAUACAGACAGGCGAUGAUUUAAUUGCCUCGGAAAGAGCUGCUAGUUUAGCAACAGCUUGUGGUAUUAGUAGUAAAAUGUUAUUUAUCCUGCCACAUACAGAUCAUUUAACUGGAUAUACUCUUCGUUUAGAAUCCGCAUUUUUAGAAAUGGCUCAAGCAUAUUAUAUGCAGAUGAUUAAGCAUAUUCGAAUGCACAGAGAACAGUUAACUGCAUCACACGUAAUUUUAAAAAUUCGUCAUCAAUUCAAAUUAGGUUUUAUAUCGGAAAUGAGAUCAGAUAGUAAUGCGGCUUUAAAGCAUUAUUCACAAGCAUAUUCAAAUUUAGAUGAAAUUAGAAUAGUCGAUACAAAUUGUUUAGAAAUUAAAACUGUAGCUGGAUUUUUAAAUUAUAAGAUUUGUCGACUCAUGUUUAAAAUGAAAAUUCCAAGAGAUUCCAUAAAUCAUUUUAUUAGUCAUGUAGAAAAAUAUAAAAGUCGAGUUGGUUUUAAAGAAUUAUUGUUUGAGCAUUAUGCAUGGUUAAGCAUACAGCAUAGCUCGUUUGCUGAUCUAUUUUGCGAAGCAAUAAAAAAUGAUCUUCCUGCUCUUCAAACUCAACAUCCUGGAAUAUAUUACCACAAGGCUGCCGAAUAUAUAAUUAAGAGAAAAGAAGCUUUUUUACAAUCUUGUUCUCUUUCAUUAUCGCCAACUGAACCGUUAACGCCCACUUCACAACAAAAUAAUCAUCAAUCUGCAAUAUUUACUGAAUUUUUUGGUAUGAGAACCUUUAAAACCACAGAACCAUACUCAGAUCAACAAAUGAUUUCAAUGGUUCAAGAUCUUGAACGUGGUUUUAAUCACUCUGCUGCAAUUAUAUCUUUAUUAAGUCAGGCUCGUACUCAGUUUAAAACAUACAAAUGUUUAAGAUUUUGCAAAAAACUUUCUAUUGAUAUGGCAGAAGAAUAUUUCAAAAGUGGUGAUCAUUCUAAUGCUUUGACAUUAUAUUCUUUAAUGUUGUCGGAUUAUCGCCAAGAGAAGUGGAAUUCAGUUUUUUCAGAUGUUUUGUUAAAGACUUUGAGAUGUGCUUAUUUAUCAGCAUCAGUAGCGGAUUUUAUAUCAUGUAGUAUUGAAGCCCUGUCACCGACUAUAAGAUAUGAUCAAAAAGAACGAAUAACUUUAUUAGAGAAUUUAUGGAAAGUAUUUCAGAAUGUUCCUCCAGGACCUCAAAGUAUGAUAACUCCAGAAUUGCGUGCAAAUUGGGAGCAAUCUUUGGCAACAUAUAAAUCUCCAACUAAAAUUGAUCUAGAACGUAUUACUGAUAUUAUUGAAGGUUACGCUACUUUUGAAAAAAUUCAACUAAACAAUGACGAAAGAGUCAAUAUUAAUUUUGUGAUGAGAAUUUUAACUGAUGUUCCAUUAAAAGUUCGUAACUUUAUUUUGUAUUUAACUGACGGCAAUGAGUCUUUCAAAUUGAAAGCAUUAAAGUAUUGUAUUUUUAACGAUCUUAAAGAAUUAAGACCAAAAGAAUCCCAAGAAAUAAUAUCAGAACCAUUAAAUGGUUAUUGUGAUUUUGAUGCACAACAUGAUUUAAAAUUAUUUCCGGAUAAAUAUUAUAGUAUACUUUUUAGCACAGAGGCAAAUCAGUUUUUUGAAAAUUGCCAAUUACAAUUUCUGAAAACUGAAAUUCAUAUGGGAACUGAUCGUAACUAUGCAAUUUUAAUGAAGAGCUCUAAGAUAAUACAAAGGAACUUUAAACAAUAUAAUCGUUAUAAAUUAUUAAUUGAUAAUAUGCGCAUAAAUCCGAUAUGUUAUAUAACUCCAACAUUCCAUUUAUUAACACAAGUAGAAUUAGGUUAUCCUCAAAUGCUCAUAAAUGAGUAUUUCAAAAUAACAUGCAAUAUAACAAACAAUUUUAAUUUAUUUUUAAAAAAUGUUGGAGUUAGUAUUUCGGUUCCGCAAAAUUUAAAAAAUAAAGUUUUCCUUUCUACUGAUGUAUCGCCGUCGAGACAAAAAAUUCUUCCUUCAAUUCAAAUUGAUGUUGGUGAUAUGACAAUGCAAAGUAAUACAAAAGUUACAUUUUUUGUAUUUAGUUUAAUAGAAUGUUCAAAUAUUGAAUUGUCAAAGAAAAUUUGGUAUAGUUUAGAUUCGAAUCGUAUCAAACGAACAACAUCUGAAUGUUCGCCAACAAUUAAUGAUGAAUCACCUAAUGGUAAUAAUUAUCGGCAAAUAUCCAGUGAAUUUUUAAAUAAAUCUCUAAUAGCAACACACAUAAGAAUUGAUUUUUUGGAUGAUAAAACUAUUAAGAAAACUCGUGAUGAAACCAUAAAAAUAAAUUGUAUUCCUGAAUUUAAAUUUAUUGGACGUUAUUAUUCAUUAAACCGACAACCUUUAUCUAAGAUUUAUCGCGGUGAAAAUUUUUUAUUUCGAGCCAAUGUUGAAGUGCAAUCUCUAUGUGAUUUGGAUAUUUUAGAAACAUACUUUAUAUGUGAUCCCAAUUUAGUUCAAUCAACUUAUAGUUAUAAACGGAAAAAAUCUACAAGAACAUAUAAUCGUUCAGAAACUUUAGAAGAUGUAAUUGUUCUUAGAACUAAUUCAAAUUUUUCAAAUUGGUUAACACAAAAAGAUUUCGAAUUAAGUAAAAUAAGUUCAAAUCCAAUACAAAUAAAUAAAUUAAAUCAAAAUAAUCCAUUUAAGUUGGAUGCUAUUGCCAAUACAAUUCAAAAUAAAAAUUCUAUAAUGAAAAUUCCUCAAAAUAUGACAAUAAUUGGUAAUGGUUCAAAUAUUAAUCAAAAUUCGCCAAUGAAUACUUCAUUGAACUCAGAUGAUGGAAAAUUAAAAUCAAAUAAUAAUAACAAUAAUAAUAUUAGUGUCAACAACAAUAAUAACAAUAAUAGUAAUAAUAAUAACAGCAAUAUAAAUAGUACUCUUGAAGAUGAAAAAUCUACAAAUCGUAUUAUUUAUCAAAAAGCACUUGAAGCAAUACAACCAGCAGGUCAUUUAAGAGGAUUCAUAAAAAGUGUUUUAUUAAAUGAAAACCCUGGCGUUUUCCCUAUAUUUGGUUUAUAUUGUAUUAAAUGGAGACGUAGUGGUUCGAAAGAAGAAAAUGAAUCAAAAUUUUUAAUAAAUGGUAUUGAUAUAGAUGAGCCACCUUUAAAUUUAUAUUGUUCUAUUGAAGAAAAAAUUUUUGUCAAAAUUCCAAUGCCAUUUAAAAUUGUUUUUAAAAAUCCAACAACAAAAGUUAUUCCUUUAAUAGCAACAUUAAGUAAUAAUGAUAAUUUCAUGUGUUCUGGUCACAAGCAGCUUAAUAUCUCUGUAUUUGCGCAUUCAGAAAAAGAAUUAGUUUUUAAUUUGUAUCCAUUAAAAGUUGGUUGGCAAACUUUACCUGAGCUUAAUUUAGAAUAUAAUACUCAAGCGGAUCCCAGUAAAGAUGAUACACACAAAAAUAUUUUAUCAGAGCUUGUUCAAAGAUCUAUGCCUAAAAAAGUGUUUGUUCUGCCGGCUUCUAAAAGUUUUAAUAAUAAAGUCAAAACAUAAUAUUAUUAAUUAAAUUAAAAUUUUCAUUUUUAAGAUUAGAAAUCAAAAUAAAUUAAAAAAUUCUUUUUUAUAUAUAUAAAUAUAAAAUUUAAAAAUUUUUUUUGUUAUGUACUGUAUGUAUAGAGUAUGUAAUAAUUUCAAUUUUCACAAUAUGUAAAUCAUUAAAUUUAUGUUGUAAUUUUUAUAUAUAUUAUUGUAUUUAAAUAUCAUCUAUGUACUGAUAAACAUUUUAUUGUUCUUCUACGAUAAUAACUUUAAGCAAGAAAAGUGAAAAAAACUUUUAUUAAAUUAAAAUAAAGUUAAAAUAAAAUAUUUGAAAUAUAUUUUCAUUACAUUAUUCUCUAUAAGAUAUAGAAAAUAGAAAAAAAAAUCAAAACUAUUUAGAAAUGAAUAAAAACUUAAAUUUAACUCUUAAAUAAAAGGAAAAUGAUAAUUUUAAUACUAAUGCAAAACUACAAAAUAAAAAUAAACAACAAAAAAUUUUUAUGAAUGGUAAAUAUAGAUUUUGAAUAAUGAAACUAUUAAGAAUAGUAACUAAAGGAGUUAAAAUAUUGUUAUUUAAAAAAGAAAAGGUAAAACUAAAAAAAUAAUUGUAUUAACGCGAAUACUUAAAAAAAAAGAAGAGAAGAGAAAGUAAAAGACGCAUAGAAAUUUAUCAAAAAAAAAUAAAUUAAUGCAUAAAGAUAUAUAUUUAAAUAAAAAUUAUUU